UACUUUGCAACCAUUUAUUGCGUUAUGAGAACUUCUAGCAAAAUCGGCACAAUUUUAUCAGUCAAACGAGUAUAAAAAGACCAAUUCGUAUGAAUCGGUCGUAAACAUGAAGCUCGCGUUUGUUUGUGUUUUGAUCUUCUGCAUUUGCGUGCACAGUGCAUGUGAAGCAAAAUCGGUGAGUUCGCACUCUUCUAGGUUGGAGCAUGACGACAUAAGGAGAGGACACUUAGAUCACCAAAUGCAGCUAAGACAGAGAACGCACUCUGAAAACACGGUACAUUCCCCUAGAAAAAUGAUGACGAGUAUGCAUCCUCGCAGUCAUUCUACAGAACAAUCAGUGAUGCCAAGAAGGAAAAUCAAUCUUGUGCAGUCUGAAGAAUUUUCAGACCAAGAACUAUCACACCAAGGGCACUCUGCAAGAAAAUUUGGUCCGAGAUCCAAUAAACAGAGGACGUCUGCAAGACUUUAUUAAAGUGCGCUAAAAUGGAAAUGAAAUUAAAUUUGUUAAAUAUUAAAUAAUAAAGGUUUUUGGCAA
Zophobas morio is the source of this 535-nucleotide messenger RNA. RefSeq lists its product as uncharacterized. Bases 107 to 472 code for a protein of 121 amino acids. The record is from RefSeq and is a predicted model, not a curated record. NCBI's taxonomy places the organism in Eukaryota, Metazoa, Arthropoda, Insecta, Coleoptera, Tenebrionidae. The transcript is spliced from 7 exons.